Molecule: messenger RNA, 1397 nt
Organism: Notolabrus celidotus (New Zealand spotty)
Lineage: Eukaryota; Metazoa; Chordata; Actinopteri; Labriformes; Labridae
Gene: ccr9a
Product: chemokine (C-C motif) receptor 9a
Exons: 3
Coding region: 130-1242 (370 amino acids)
Biological process (GO): immune response; G protein-coupled receptor signaling pathway; chemotaxis
Cellular component (GO): membrane
Molecular function (GO): chemokine receptor activity; chemokine binding; scavenger receptor activity
Source: RefSeq, a predicted model, not a curated record
GCUCCGCCCCUCAGUUUAACUUCUGCUUUGACUUGUCUGUGUGUCGGCGGUUUAACCGUCAGAGAGCGAGACAGCGCCAACAGACUGACAGUCAUUUAUCAACACAGAGAAUCUGAUCACGUGACCUCCAUGGAUUACAGCAUGACCACGUUCCCCACAGAGGACCCGUCCUCCUCCCUCAGCCCCUCCCCUGGGACUGUGGACUACGACUACCUGGACCUGUUGUGUGACCGUGAGUCCGUGCGGGCGUUCCGGCAGCAGGUGGAGCCCCCGUUCUUCCUGUUGAUCACCUUGGUGGGCGGAGCCGGAAACCUGCUGGUGGUGUGGAUCUACCUGAACUACCGGCAGCGUCUGAAGACCAUGACCGACGUGUACCUGUUGAACCUGGCGGUGGCAGACCUGCUGUUCCUGGUCACGCUGCCCCUCUGGGCGGCCGAGGCGCUGCACGGCUGGAGGUUCAGCCUGGCCCUCUGUAAGGUGAACUCCGCCCUCUACAAGGUGAACCUGUUCAGCGGCAUGCUGCUGCUCACCUGCAUCAGCGUGGACCGCUACGUGGUCAUCGUUCUGCCCACCAAGGCACAAAACUCGCGGGGGGAGCGCCGCCGCUGCAGCCUGUUGGUGUGCUUGGGGGUGUGGUCUGUGGCACUGCUGCUGGCGGUUCCCGACCUGGUGUACGCCCACAUCACGGACGUGGACUCGCAGCAGUACUGCAGGAACGUCUUCCCGUCUCACCUGGGGAGGAGCGUGAAGAUCCUGCUGCUGUCCCUGCAGGUGAGCAUGGGCUUCUUCCUGCCCUUCAUCGUCAUGUUCUUCUGCUACAGCGUCAUCUUCAUCAAGCUGCUCAAGACCAGGAACUUCCAGAAGCACAAGGCCAUCCGGGUCAUCCUGGCCGUGGUGGUGGCGUUCGUCGUGUCCCAGCUGCCCCACAACGGCAUGCUGGUGAUGGAGGCUGCGCAGGCCAACAACACCACCAUCACCAACUGUGAGGAGAUGAAGCGCUUAGAUAAGGUGGGGCAGAUCCUGAAGAUCCUGGCCUACAUGCACGCCUGCCUGAACCCGUUCCUCUACGUCUUCGUUGGUGUGCGUUUCCGCCGGGACCUGCAGCAGCUGCUCUGUUGCCAACGCCUCCGCCGCCGCCAAUCCGCUAAGAGUCAGCUGAGCAAGUCUUUCAGGAGUCCGCUGAGCUCCACCAGAGCGUCCGUGAUGUCAGACAGCGACACCUCACAGGCUCUGUCGCUGUAGAGACCAUGACCACUUCCUGUUUGUGCAUCUGUGACACAACUGAUGACAUCACACGUCUUCAACUGAAACUGUUCCCCCAUUGGUUCCCCGUGGACUCCACGGAUUCAGGUGUGGUAGAGGUUUAUGUUUUCAGGGGCAGGAUCAGCGGGUGGGAG